This is a messenger RNA of Lottia gigantea (owl limpet), 546 nucleotides long. RefSeq lists its product as hypothetical. The transcript has 3 exons. The record is from RefSeq and is a predicted model, not a curated record. NCBI's taxonomy places the organism in Eukaryota, Metazoa, Mollusca, Gastropoda, Lottiidae. Bases 1 to 546 code for a protein of 181 amino acids.
AUGCGUUUAACAAUCACAGAGGCAUUUUUAGCUGUAGAAUUAUUAUAUUCUAUUAUACCUCCUCCAGAUUCUACCAAAUCAAGUGUCUUGGUUUUUAUGUUUCUUGCUCUUUGUCAUAGUGACGAAGUCCAAGGUCGCACAUUUGCCCUGAAAGAGAAGAAGGCUGUCCCAGAAGGGAUUUACGCUAGAAUUAUCAAAGAAGUAUUUACUCGAAGCCAGCCAAUAUGUGAUACGAUAUGUGAAGUUAUACCGGGAUGUGGAGUAGCUCUCUAUGAUCCGACAUUUGUUGAUUGUCAUUUAUAUCAAGCUUCAAGAGUACUUGCAGCUUUAUUAGUACAAAGUUCUCUUGAUGAAGAUAGUUCUGGGAGCUCUAGCUCUGGUGAAACAAAAGCUGGUGCAUGUCAAAAGGAAUGCGCUUUAAACGAAAGAUGUAUUUCGUUUUCAUUUGAUGAAAUUAACCCGUUUCCUGGAUCACUGUGUCUACUUUUAGCUCAAGAUGCAUCAGCAUUUACAUUUCUUGACAGUGAAAUUGCUCUUUUUGAGUAG